Messenger RNA from Cryphonectria parasitica EP155, 510 nucleotides. RefSeq lists its product as uncharacterized. The transcript has 2 exons. The coding region runs from base 1 to 510 and encodes 169 amino acids. The record is from RefSeq and is a predicted model, not a curated record. NCBI's taxonomy places the organism in Eukaryota, Fungi, Ascomycota, Sordariomycetes, Diaporthales, Cryphonectriaceae.
AUGUAUUUCAAGGCCACUGUCCUCUUCUCCCUUGCGGCUUCGGCCCUCGCGCUGCCCGCCAGCCAGGGCAAGGCGCAGAAGCGCGCCGGUGUCUUGACCGCCUCGAACUAUGCAGACUUCCAGGUCUCGGAUGGUGUCGGCGGCAAUGCCCUCGCUGAGAUCGAUACAAGCGACCUCGCCAACGUCGACCCUAACGACCUGGCCAUCAUCAAGGCCGCCCGAGUCACAGCCGAGGACGCUGAAACCGACACGGGCGGCUUCGACGACGCCAUUGACGCGGCUUCCGGCGCCACGGCCGACGCCCUGAGCGUGGGAAAGACCAAGAACAAGGUUCUCAAGCUGCAGCUUGAGGUCCUGGGCCUGCAGAUCGACCAGGCUCAGUCGGGCACCGACAACACCGCCAAGAUCGCCGCGGAGCAGACUAAGCUGAACACCAACAUUGCUAACGAUAAGGCAAAUGCGGGACAGACGAGCCAGAGUGUGGACUUCCAGGGGACUUCGGAUCCUUGA